AAUACGGAGCUAGGUAACUUCAGCGGCUCGAGGUCUGUCAGGAAGUCUGUGGUUUUCAUUUUUGGACAUCACCAGAUCUUUAGUAGGCACUUUCAGAGACUGAGAAAAAGUGCGAAAACAGCCCACUUGCUGUUGAGAUUCUCAAUGGGGCUGGGGAGACAAAGCCAACGUGAGGAGAGUUGGAUUGACAGAAUGACCCUUUCUUGAGUGCUGGCCUGGACAGAUGUUGAGCUUCUUGGCACCUUUCUUCCCCCCUGUAAAUAGGGAGUGGGCACGCACUGAUGAUUAUUCUUUAAGAGGUCGACAUAGGCCGUUCAUUUCUACAGAGAAAUUAGAAAACAAUGCGUGGUAGUUUAUACUUAACUUCUACCCACCAGCACAUACAGACCAGGCCUGUAACUACCCCCUGGGAACCUGCGUGUCAGCAGCCCGGAGCCCAGAGCCUGUCCUGGAGCCUGCACAAUCAAUCCUGACUGAAGCGGAGGGACGAAGUGCAAUCCACCCAGGGCGCAGCUGAAUUUUGAGAGGCAUUAAUGCCUUGGCGUCCGCCAAGGGACCACUGGGACUAAUUCUCUUGGCAAACUUGUGGCCAGCCAAAACUACCAUGCUUCACAUCCCGGUUGUGCUUGGUUAUCGCCCAAGAUUGGCUUCCACAGGAGAUGAGAUGUGGUCUGAGGGACGAUAUGACUACGAGCGACUGCCAAGAGAACGCGUGCCUCCUCGGAGCCAUGCCAGUGAUGGCUACCAUAGAGUAGUUAAUGUUGUGCCAAAGAGACCACCACUGCUAGACAAGAGACCGCCUCUGCUAGACAAGAGACCGCCUCUGCUAGCCAGACCCGAUGAAGGAGGCUACAGUAGAUAUUACAGUCAUGUUGAUUACCGAGACUAUGACGAGGGCCGCAGUUAUUCUCAUGAUCGAAGAAGUGGCCCACCUCACAGAGGAGAUGAUUCUGGCUACAGAUGGACAAGAGAUGAUCAUUCCACAAGCCGACAGCCUGAAUACAGGGACAUGAGAGAUGGCUUUAGAAGAAAAAGUUUCUACUCUUCCCAUUAUUCAAGAGAACGAUCUCCCCAUAAAAGGGACGCUCCUUUUUUCAGAGAAUCGCCUGUAGGCCGGAAGGACUCCCCACACAGCAGAUCUGGCUCCAGUCUCAGCAGUAGAAGCUAUUCUCCAGAUCGAAGCCGGACACACUCCUUCCACCAGUCCCAGCACAGAAAGUCUGCACGUGUUGGUUCGUCCUACAAACGACAGAAUGAAGCAAAUCCAGGAAGAGGUAAAGAGAGAUCCAUCCAGUCUUUGAAAACAUCAAGAGAUACUUCACCCUCAAGUUCUUCAGCAGUUUCUUCAUCCAAGAUGUUAGACAAACCCAGCCGGCUAACUGAGAAGGAACUUGCUGAGGCAGCAAGCAAGUGGGCUAGUGAAAAGCCAGAGAAAUCAGAUGAAAAUCACUUGGCUGAGAUUUCCGAGUUUGAGACGGGUUCCGUGGCACCCUUAUUUAUGGACCAGACAGAAGAACCCGAGUCAAACACAACAGACGGCACAGAAUUGUAUGAAGACAGCCAGCUUAGCAGUCGCUCGAAAGCAAUUGCAUCAAAAACCAAAGAGAUUGAGCAGGUUUACCGACAAGACUGUGAGACUUUCGGGAUGGUGGUGAAAAUGCUGAUUGAAAAAGAUCCUUCAUUAGAAAAAUCCAUACAGUUUGCAUUGAGGCAGAAUUUGCAUGAAAUUGGUGAGCGAUGUGUUGAAGAACUCAAGCAUUUCAUUACCGAGUAUGAUAAUUCUACUCAAGAUUUUGGAGACCCUUUUUAGAAGAAUUAGUGCCCCAGUCAAAAAAAAUUUUUUAAAGCUUCUAGAUUUUUUUCCCCUUGGAUUGUUUAAAUCCUUACUAUUUUGUGAUGAAGAGAAAUACUUUAUGAUAGCUGACCACGUUUCUAGUGUCAAAUAAACAUCUACAAUAGCUUUUAAAGUAUCUUAAUUCGAAUGUUUUUCCUAUGUGUAGAAUCUUCUAAUCCAUCUUCAUACACCUCUUCCCUCCCAAAAAUAAUGUUCAAUUAAUUUUUUAAAGUUCAAAAAAGCAGUUCUGGAGAGCAGCUCUCUGUACUUAACUCCUGUUCCCCAGUCUUCCACAGUGUGUUGGUUUCAGUAGUAUAAUUUGUAGUUAGAGAUCAUUCCAGGGUGCAUCUCGUAGGCACUGUUAGCAUUUUGAGUUGAGUUUGAUUUGCUGCUUGCUUUUCUCAGCUUUGUAACUUUCGGUAAUAUCAAAAUAUACUGUCUUAAUGAAUUAAAACUUUGCUAUCUUACGAUA
This is a messenger RNA of Peromyscus leucopus (white-footed mouse), 2306 nucleotides long. RefSeq names its product periphilin 1 (gene Pphln1). The record is from RefSeq and is a predicted model, not a curated record. Gene Ontology annotation, cellular component: nucleoplasm. Gene Ontology annotation, biological process: protein localization to heterochromatin; negative regulation of gene expression, epigenetic; negative regulation of DNA-templated transcription. Lineage: Eukaryota; Metazoa; Chordata; Mammalia; Rodentia; Cricetidae. Bases 605 to 1810 code for a protein of 401 amino acids. The transcript has 10 exons.